GAUUUCCUUUGUGUCUUUCCCCACAGAAAAUCGAGAAAAUAUACUGAGUUCCAAAAGCAACAGGCUGACAGAAGCUUUGGAAGAGGCCAAUAGACUUUUUGAUGGAGUUUGCCGUGCACGAGAAGCUGCACUGGAUGCCCAGUUUCUUGUUAUAGCAUCCAAUAUAGGAAAGGAGAAAGCCAAUGAGUUACACUCUGAGAUGUCAGCAUUUGAUUCAACAGCAUUUGCAGAAGACUUGCUUACUUUCAUGGGUAUAAAUCGCACAGAAGUACAAGAAACUGAUGACUCUGAGGAUGUUACAGGUGGUUUUUUACCUAGUGAUGCCUGGCAGACAAUGGGAGAAGAAGCACCCAAGUACUUCAGAAGAGCACCUACUUUUCACUACAUGAUGGGAUCUUUCAAGUCUGAAUCUCCUGUACCAAAGCAACGGAUUGAGAGGCAGAAGAAAGCUAGCAGAGGAAAAGCAGAAAGGGCAAUGCCUGCUCAGUUAAAAAAAAUGGAGGAGUCUCAUCAAGAAGCGACAGAAAAAGAAGUAGAGAGGAUUUUGAGAAUACUGCAGACUCAUUUUGAAAGUGAUCCUGAUACACCCAUUUACUUCUUUGAUUUUGUGAUUGAUCCGAACUCGUUUGCACGCACUGUGGAAAACAUGUUCCAUGUGUCCUUCCUUAUUAGGGAUGGUCUUGCAAAAAUAAAGCUGGAUGAAGAUGAAUUGCCAGUAAUAGAGCCUAUAAAACUCUGCCGGGGAGAGGAGGAGGACAGCAGAGCUGGAGCACGGAACCAGGUCAUCCUAAGUCUGGACCAGAAGGAAUGGAAGGAGAUUAUAGAAAUAUUUCAGAUAAAAGAAGCCAUGAUUACCCCUCUUUCUCAGAGCACUGAAGAGGACAUGGACACAGAGUAGCUAUUCAGGUGCCUUAAAGAAAAUACUUCAAAACAUUUGUUUCAACAACUGCUUUAUAUGUAUAUGUUGUAAAAUUAAAUUUAUUUUUUCUGGAACAUC
Molecule: messenger RNA, 997 nt
Organism: Cyanistes caeruleus (blue tit)
Lineage: Eukaryota; Metazoa; Chordata; Aves; Passeriformes; Paridae
Source: RefSeq, a predicted model, not a curated record